UGCCGGCGCCGGCUCCAGGCGUGGCCCUGGGGUAACAGGGCCUGGCGUGGUGAGCAGCCCGUGUCCUUCGCCUCCCCAGACCUGCAGUUCCUGGUCACCUUCUUCUCCCGUCUGAGACCCAACCGCAGCGGGCGCUACAAGGCCUCCGUCCCCUUCCUCUCUCCCUGCGGCAGGGAGCGCAACGUCCUGCGCCGUGAGGACCGGCCCGUGGUCUUUACGCAUCUGCUGGCUGCAGGCCCCGGGUCCCCGCGCCUCUCCUACUGUGGCGGCGGCGAGGCGCUGGCUGUGCCCUUCGAGCCCGAGCACCUGCUGCCCCUGGCCACCCACGGGCGCCUGAACGCGCAGGGGGCGUAGGUCUGGUGCGCUGGGCCGUGGCAUCCACGAUGCCCUCACACGUGCACUGGCAGGGCCAGCGCCUCCCCCGCACCAUGGACC
This is a messenger RNA of Myotis davidii, 435 nucleotides long. Its product is annotated as chromosome unknown open reading frame, human C8orf82. The record is from RefSeq and is a predicted model, not a curated record. Lineage: Eukaryota; Metazoa; Chordata; Mammalia; Chiroptera; Vespertilionidae. The transcript is spliced from 2 exons. The annotation marks the transcript as partial.